This is a messenger RNA of Nasonia vitripennis (jewel wasp), 3808 nucleotides long. RefSeq lists its product as uncharacterized. Gene Ontology annotation, biological process: response to endoplasmic reticulum stress. Gene Ontology annotation, cellular component: endoplasmic reticulum; protein phosphatase type 1 complex. The transcript has 5 exons. The coding region runs from base 522 to 2411 and encodes 629 amino acids. NCBI's taxonomy places the organism in Eukaryota, Metazoa, Arthropoda, Insecta, Hymenoptera, Pteromalidae. Gene Ontology annotation, molecular function: protein phosphatase regulator activity. The record is from RefSeq and is a predicted model, not a curated record.
AGAAAGACGGAGAGAUUGUAUCGUUGGCGCAGAGCAGAGGUGGGGAGAGCAGUGGCGCGGACUGCGGAGUGGAGCGAACGAUCCCCUCAUUCUCUGAAAAUGGCCGCUUGAAAGAACAACGAAGUCACAAAAGUGUUACGUCUGUUUCUCGUGCUAACCGCCGAAAGUUUAACUCAGUAUAAUGCGCACUGCUACAAUGGAAUCUUACGGAUUAUCAGCUGGAAAUAAGAAAUCUACAAUUGCUCUGUUGAACGACGAAGCUAAGAAAAUUUCAUCCAAGAACCAAGUUAUUUUGCUCGCCUGCUGGAACAACGCCUCGACAACGACGAGAAAGUCUAGCUGCACAAUUACAGCCAAAUUGUCCCGUGCCUUUAUCCAAGCCAGAGCUCAGCAGCAUUGCGGUUUUAGAAGACAUCGUCACGCACGCAAAGGCCGUCCUUGUCUGCCACACUGCAGUGGAGUCAAGUUUCGAAACGGUGGUGGGAGUAUACCAAGCUGCUGAGUAGUAUAGUCCUCCAGAGAUGGACUUCAGGCAUCCAGCACGUUCAAGCUCGGAGUCCUCGACGGCUAUGUACGCCAGUUCUCCUGAAUGUGAACAAGACUUUAAGGCUCACUGGUACAACAAUAUGUAUUCGGCACAGAACCUCAAUUCUCCGAGCAAGCUCAUGAAGGAGAGUCUCAACGAAAAUACAAAAAAUUUCAAUUUUAACAAUAGCAGAAUGUACUCGACGAAGCAGUCGCUGAGUGUGGACAACAUGGCAAACCAACCGAAAAAGACGGUCUGGCAGAGCAUGUUCCGCAGCAUGUCAAGCUUGGUGAGCGAUCAUCUGCUGAACCGUGGCCCAUUGUCUUUUUUGACUAAAUGGUCGAGCAUGAACACACCCCUGUCUGUGACGGUUGUGUCGACCGACUUCUACAAAUCCUGGCAGCGCAGCAAGGAUCACCAACUGGUCGAUCCUUCCUUGGGUUUCUACACCCGCGGCUGGACCAAGGACUCGCCGCACAGUAGCGACGAGAUUUCAAUGCCAAAUAUUUUAUACGCUAACGAAAUCCUGGGUGAUAGUGUCAAGCUAAGUUGUAGUGAUCCCAGCGAUAGUGACGAGAGGUGGAAACAGUACAAGUGCAUGUAUGUGAAUUGUAAUGAGACUCAAGGUAAAGAGGGGAUGAAAGAAAAAGUGAUGGGAUUGGAGAAAGUUGAUAAAGUGGAAACGGACUCGGUUACGAACGAAAAAAUUGUUAAUAGUGUAAAUAAGAGCGAUUACAACGACGAAGAUUUAGAAUCGCAUUUUUAUACAGUAAUCAGUGAUACAAAAGAAUUAGAUAAAGCAACAAAUUUCGGUAACACGCUAAAAGUAGACGAUGAGCCGGUCAUGUUAGAAAAGCCUGAAACCACGCCAGAAGAAACUGAACAGCAAAUUCCACAAUCACAAUCCCAAGAGGCUCCUGGCUCGCAACAAUCAGCUGUCGUCGGUACGAUGCUAACCCAGGCCUACAACAAAGUUGUCAACGGCAUGACGGACAUACUGCAGUUAGGUGAUUCCUCUGAGUCGAUGCCGUCGUCGCUUUUUACGAAGCGCGCCUGUUCGCCGAAACCCCGACCUAAACGGGUUCAUAUCGUUUCGAACGGUCGAGGUCGAGGUCGAGCCAAGUCGCAGCUGCGUCGCUCAGGCGUUAGCCAAAAGCGACAUCGAAAGGAGCGUAGCAGAUACGACUGCAGCGAGGACAUCAAGAAUGACAUCGACAACUGGGAAGAGCUCGAGUACUCCCAGAGCACCGACGACGACGGUGGCCAAGACGUCUGCGAUUUUGCUGGUUCACCAGGGCAGUUCGAUAACGCAGACGAGGAUACACAGUACAGACGCACGUCGAACAGUUUUACUUUGGCGGAUAUCAAGCCCAAGAAGAGGAAGCCUGAGAAUUCGAAGAAACACGGCUGGACGAACGUCAGCGUUGCCUUUACGGUACCUUGUUUGGAUGAAGAUGGGGGGAUUGAUCCCAGUUUCGAUGUAGGCUUCAGACCUAGGUUGAUGUCCGAGAGCUCUGUCGACUCGGAGGAUAGUUACUGCAUUGUCUUCGAGGGCGAUGGGGAUAAUACGGAAUCAGAUUUGGAGACUGAUGAGGAAAGUUGUACAGCUACGGAUACCGAAAGCGAGUCGGAAGACGAAGAUGAUACGGAUAUCGAGGUGCAUUCCAUUCAGCCCACAAAGGUGAAGUUUGAUCUGAACCCUACCGUUCAUCGGAUGAUUAAGUGGAACUUUGCAUACAGAGCAGCUCGUCCUGGACCCUGGGAACAGAUAGCGCGUGAUCGGGAGCGUUUCAAUAGUCGUAUCAAAUGCAUAGGCCGUGUUCUCAAUCCUGUACUUGCCAAGGAUCAUCGGGAUCUUGUUUAUAAUGAAAGAUUCGCCGAGUAAUUUUAUUGAAAAAAGAAAUCAAUCGUAUCUUCAACGCUGUGAAUCAUGAGUGCGUUAUAAUGGAUUUUAUAAAAUUAAACAUUGUUGGCUUCUUUAGUACAAAUCGAACGAGACAAAAUUACAAUUUAAGUACACAGAGAGUUGCAUAAUUAAUUGCAAGAGAGAAGACUGCAAAAUGAAAUAGACACGGUAGGAUGUAAUAUAAAGGCGUUAUGUCGAUAAAUAUGUAUAAAAAGGAAAAAAGCAGUUAAAGUAGAGGCGACGUUUGUUGUAGAAGCGAAAAUGAGCAGUUCCUUAAGUAAGCACUUUUUUAGACACUAGCGUGGUUUUUUUACAUUUUCAUGGUUGUUUGAAAGGAGACGAUCCAGGACACCUCUAUUGUAACUCACCCCUAUCUCGUUCUCUGCACGAAGUGCUUAUUUAACGACGCGUAGUGUGCAUCAUUUUUCCUUUUUUUAAGUUCCCUCGACCGUCAUUGUUUUGUUUUAUGCAUAUUUUAUGCGGUUGAUUUUCGUUUCCUCUUUCACCGCGCGCGAUUGCUGUACGCGUGGAAUAUCAUUCCCAAAAGUUGGUAUGUAAAGUCACAGCUUUGUUUUUCCACUGCUUGUAAAUUCACAAAGCCGCAAUAGUUUCACAGCAGAGAAAUAAAAUUAUUAGUGUCUUCAAAUUCGAGUAUAAUCGAUCAUGUACAUAUAUAUAAGAGAUGUGAAAUAUCGCAGAUUAUUGAAAAGUUAGUAAAUUGCUACAGAUUUUUACGUUUGAUUGUAAAACAAAAGGAAAUGACCAAAGUGUCUUAUAUAUCUAAAGAAAAUUAACAAUUAUAUUGUCAGCGUUGCAAUUUUGUGUGCUGGAUGAUUAUUUUUAAAUCUCAUUGCUAUAUACGAAUAAGGCAAAGUAAGGAAAAGUGAGUUUUUAAUAUUAAAAAAAGUAUAUAUAUUUCGGCGUCUGUUGUCUGAAAAGCAUAUAAGCUAUCUGUUUCUGUUCGUCGUCAGCGAUUUAAGAUGUCUCAACGACGCUUCAUUUCACAUUGUAUAAUGUAAAAAUACAGCUGUAAUUUAGAAAAAAAAUGAAAUAUUGACUAUUACUAUAUGUAUAUAAGUAUAUAAGUAACAAAUUAAUACCAUGUAUUUACGUAUGAAACAUAACUUCGACGGCUAUUUUGAAACUCGCGACGAUGCGAUUUUAAUCGUUUUACAAAUUUGAAGUAAGAGAAUAUUUGAAAUUCUGAAUAUAUUUCGAUUUAGUUUUUGUUUUUUCAAUCUAUAAUGAACUCGUAAAGAAUAAUCUUUUUGUUUAAUUUUACAUGCUCUCGCGCGAGUUUCUCAGUUAACGUCAAGUAUUGAUUAAAUACUGUUUAUGUCUAUAGAAAAUGAAUAAAUAUUGCAAUUAUACAUGAA